UUCCUUCCAACCCCGCGAAUCUUCGACCCCCUUCCCCACCCGACACGCCACACCACUCUCCUCCUCCCCCUUCCUUCCCCUUCACCUCUUUGCCUCCGAAUCCCAGCUCACGCCUCCGCUGUCCGCUCCCAAUUCCCAAACCCUAGCCAGCCAGCUACGCAAGAUGGACGAGGACUGGGAGCUCCUCCUCGCGUCCCCCAAGGCGGCGGCGGCGGCCGAACCGUACGCCGGCGGCGGCGGGGAGGACGACGCCGGCGCCAUCAAGCACGACUACUUCGACCUCGGCUCCGACGCCAAGUACCCCAGGAGGACGUCGCUGUCGAAGGAGGACGAGGAGGAGGAGGAGGAGGAGGUGGAGGGGCUUCUCGCGGCGUCGGACAACGCGAGCUGGGUGGAGCCGGACCCGGAUGAUCUUCUCUUCCCCGGCCGUGACCGAGCGGCGCUGUGGUCGGACUCGUCCUCGGACGGGGAGAGGCCCGAGGUCGAGGUGACCGAACCGGUGGAGCGGGCCAGGGCGGAGGCCGGGGCUGCUGCUGCUGCGGCGGCGGCGGAGGCGGAGGCGGAGGGGGCCGAGGGCGCGGUGGCGAAGGGAGGUGGACCUGAGCCGUGGUGGAAGCUGCCGCUGGAUGCGCUGCGCGUGUGGGCCCUGCGCGCCGCGAGGAGCGCCUGGUCGGUGCCGUUCGCCGUCGCGCUGCUCGGAUUCGCCGUGCUCGGGCGCCGGCUGUACCGGAUGCGCCGCCAGAGCAAGGCCGUCGGGCGCGUCCGCCUCGUCCUCGACGAAAAGAAGGCAUCCCAAUUCAAGGGCCAAGCAUCACGUCUGAAGGAAUCCACGGCCAUGCUGCGGCGAGCUCCAAUCAUAAAGCCUAUGCUUCCCGCCAAUGCAGUGACUCCAUGGCCUGUGCUGGGGCACCUGUGAGAUGUGUGAUCGGUAACUUAGAGCUAGUAAUACCAUAUUACCAUAGUCCGCAGCCAACCAGUGUCACUCGCCUUGCUACUGGCAAGCAUACUAUACUAUGCACGCCCCUGCAGUCUGCAGAUGUACAGACUGAUUGUAAUUUGGAACUACACAGUUGUGGAAUGUGGAAGACCUUGUAAGUUUCCGUUCAUGCGGAAUGGUAUUUAGGCCUGCUCUAGUUCAUGUUUCAUUUGUACCCGUGUUCAUAUUUUUAUUUUCUGUAGCCUUUAUAUUGUCGAUCUGAUGUGCUUGAGAUGUAUAUGACUGAAGUAAUCAUGGUAGUGUGGAUGUAUAUGACUAAAUUACACAUAAAUGAAUGCAGAGUGGUAGUUGGAUUCUA
Setaria italica (foxtail millet) is the source of this 1295-nucleotide messenger RNA. RefSeq lists its product as uncharacterized. The transcript has 2 exons. The record is from RefSeq and is a predicted model, not a curated record. NCBI's taxonomy places the organism in Eukaryota, Viridiplantae, Streptophyta, Magnoliopsida, Poales, Poaceae. Bases 164 to 916 code for a protein of 250 amino acids.